Paramormyrops kingsleyae is the source of this 1927-nucleotide messenger RNA. RefSeq names its product CIMAP1 family member D (gene cimap1d). The record is from RefSeq and is a predicted model, not a curated record. Gene Ontology annotation, cellular component: cytoskeleton. NCBI's taxonomy places the organism in Eukaryota, Metazoa, Chordata, Actinopteri, Osteoglossiformes, Mormyridae.
AAGGACUGCUUCAGUGCAGAUUAUGUUACGUGAGACUGAACCCGAGUGAUGACACAGUUGCUGUGCCUGACAGUCACCUGAAAAGUAGCUAUUUCAUGAGAAGCUUCCAGUGGAUGAACACCAAAGGGCUCGUUACGUUAGGGCUUAUAAAACUUUAAUAUGAACUCGGUUGCAUUUGUUAAGAAUGUAACUAGUUCUCAUUACUUUUGUAGUCCUGAAAGAGAGUGAAUCUUUGACAGUGAGCACCAAGAAUUCAUGCAUCACGCCGAAGGACCCAGAUGCUUGAUAAUCAGGAAAGACAUCCUCCACUGCCCUGCCUGAAGAUCUCCGAUUCACUUCAUACGAGGCCAGCUCUGAUACCUCACCUUGAAGAUGACAUUCUGCUGAUCAAGCGUGAACUGUCUGCUUCAGCUCUUUGGCCGGAAGCUUGAAUUUCGGAGGUUAAACCAGCAUUAGAUGGCUUCAUCUCUGUCAACUGUUUUAAUUGUUUUUGGCAUCAUUCAAGAAAGCCAGUCUGCAUUCUUUGCAUUCAUUUCCAUCGACCAAAUGGAGAAGAAUCCUCCCAAUAUUGCAGGCAGAGAAAAGGGCCCGGGUCCAGGCCGCUACGCCCUGCCUCCGACUAUCGGUUUCCUGGGGCAUGAUUUUACGAAGUCGACCAGCCCUGCGUAUUCCUUCCAUGGCAGGAUGUUCGACCACAUGUUCUCUGUAGACUCCAGUCCCGGGCCUAAAUAUCAUGUUGACGCAAAAAUAACUCGCUUCGGUAGGGACGGUACCCCAGCGUACUCAAUGCUGGGCAGGAUGAGGCCUUGUGUGGCAAACUUCCAGACUCCAGGACCCGGUUCUUACAAUCCUGAGGUGGCUCCCAUUGUCAACGGCCAGCGAAGGCCCCCGUCAUACACCAUGGGCUCUCGAACCUGCUACCGUGGGGUGGACAGCAUUCCAGCCCCCAACAAGUACAGCCUCCCUUCACUAAUGGGCUCUAAAGUGCCCACCAAGCCAGCCAGUGCCAGCUACACCAUAUCAGGACACUGCAAGUCCGGGGGGGCGUCACAAGACCUGGCCAAGACCCCGGGUCCUGGCAGGUACAACAGCACCGAUCCCAGCGUCUAUUUGCCCAGGCAGCCAGCAUUCUCCAUGCUCAGCCGGCACAGCCUCCCCCGCGACAGGACCUGCAAGCCGGGCCCCGGCUCACACAGCCCCGAAAAGGUCAUGGUGCAUAAGCCCCGCCCCCCAGCCUUCUCUAUGGGCAUCAGACACUCUGAGUUCGUCACCCCGCUGGUGAUAGACACUUUGGACUGACCUGCGGGUCUCUCCACCUCAGCAAGAUUCCGAUCCUGUUUCCUGCCGUGUUUCAUAAUCCUUUUUCUUGUUAAUAUUUCUUUUGAGACGCCUGUUUCUCUGGUCCCAUUCGCGAUUUAAAAGGCAGCUUUCUCGAAUGGCAUUUAAUUGUGAAGGAGGUGUCAGAUAAGAGUGAUUGGGGGGGUUUUUUUCUGGUAACAUUUUCAUAAUGUCUACGAAGGAAAGACAGAAAAAGAGGCUGCUUACGCUAAUACGGAAACGUGAGCAAAUCAAAGUGCAUGUGACUCAAAAAAUAAACAGACACAUCAUAGCAAUUCACAUUUAAUGCAAUAAAAAAAUCUACUUAACAAUGUAGCCCUGUAGUAGAAGGAAAAUGGCACUAUGGGUUCGAUAAUCACUAAUUUUGUUAAAAUUAGGUCAAAAUUGUACAAAGGUGCUAAAAAUCUUUAUAUUUUAUGGAUUAAAAUGGUUAAUUCUGAGAAAUAUAUUAUUGUAAACGUACUAUUCCAAGUUUAUCAAAAACAAUAUCAUACUUUGAAUACUUUGCAUAUUCAUUACCACAAUACCUCAUACUUCUUACUGUCAUUUAUUUCGAAACCGUGGAUUUUCUGCACUAUUUAGAAAAAGG